GCCCCAUCGCGGCAUACUUCCACAGCAGACGACCUGACUGCCUUCACCACCGUAUGCGGGAGUAGAUACACAGCACGGUCAAAGCUGCCACAAAGGGCGAGAUGACAAAGAACUCUCUAUCAGUCUGUCAGACGCACAUGCUUGCCAAGGUCUCUUUUGCCCAGGCCACUUGCAACAGCGCUGUAGCCGACUUCUCUCUCAAUGCGGCCUUUGAGGACGGCAAUCAGCACUAUGAUCUGUUGACAGCGUCUAUGGUAAAGUCUCGCAUUUAGUUUUUGCUUGACCCAUGUCACUACUCAUGCUGCUGAAGUUUGGUCUCAUUUUGGCAUUGGCUGAUCACCUGCAGGUCCAUCAGCUCUGCCAAACCUGCGUUACGUAUGGGGAACACUUGCUUGGUGACGCUUUGAAGUCAAACACUUCUAGCGCAGCAGCAGAGAAACUACUUCUCCGCUCCACGGAUUGGCUUCGCAAAAGUUUGAAGCUGCUGGAAAGAGCCGAGCAAGGCUCUCUUCCUCACUUCGCCGAACUUCAAGCACGCGCUCUCCGUCGUCUUGCCAGAAGCUUCUUCGAGCUUGGCUCAAAGGAAGGAUGUCCCACCAAAAGCGAUGCUCUCGCCUCGGCCGAAGCAGCUCUCGGAGAGCUGAUCAGUUUCUAUCGACAGCGAUCGUCUGCGGCGGGUCAAGACGCUAAUUUACUGCUGCUCAGGGUCGACAUAUUGCACAAGCGAGAUGCUCCACUGCGUACACUGCUGGAGGCGGUGCGAGAUCUGUUGACAUCGAAAAGCCUCGAGGCCGCUGCCGUCGACAGACUACUCGCCAUCGUCCGAGCGCGCGGAUCGCAGCUGGAAUUUGUAAGGGAGGCAGUGAAGUUGCUCUUGCAGCGACUUGUGCAGGACACAGCUUCUCCUACUGCACCAGACACCAUUACGCGCGUCGUACUUACGCUUGCCCUAGUCAGUAAGAGCGCUGCCUCUGUGCCAGUCCUUCGCGACACGCUCGAUCUCCUUGAGCAACUGGACUUCCACAUCUCUCGCGAUGGUGGCCUCGCAAUCCAGAUGCUCUGCUGGCGACAUGGUGAAGGUCUGCAGGGUCGAUCAGCUGAGCCUGACCACCUUUUGGCUGCGUCAUUCUACGAGAUUGCAAUGCACCCAAUGUUCAAGAAGAUGGACAAGAACGUAGCGAGGACUGCAAGGAAGGUGGCUUUAUGCUACCUUGAAGCUGGACGUCCCGAGGCGGCCCAACAGGCUCUACAUGCCUGCCCUCCUCACCUAGCUGACGACGCUCUCAAUCACUACAUCAACUUCGACAUUGCUGUGCGCAUGCGACGAGAAGAUGACGCUUUUGCUGCAUUGCAGGCGUUGCUUGGUUCUCCCAACUUCCGCAGCGUCAUGUUGCCAACCGUUGUGCAAGUGGCACAAGAAGCCCGCUUCGAGCGAGUCGUGUACCACGCUAUGCGAAGUAUCUCUGAGCAAGCGCAAGUGGACGCUUCGAUCGGCAGAGAGGUGGAUGCAGUCGUGCUGACGCGCUCAUUGGUCAAGCACAGCCUGCCCCAAGAUGGCCUCUCCUAUGAUCAGGCUACGGCUGAAAUCGUCAUCGAGCAUCUGGAGAACAAUUUGAGUGCACUGAAGAAGAGGGCCGAGCUUGACCCCACUGACGCACGAGCCUGCAAAGAGGCCGAGUGGAGCUACAGGACGGCUUUCAAUGCUGCUCUUCUGAUGUGCGACGUAGUCGAUAGCUUGACGGCAGCCAAAGCCUUUGACCUAGCGCUCGCUCUGGCGCAGUGCCGUGAGACUCUCACUGCCCAGCCGGCCGACAAGCAGAUUCACUCCACCAAGCUCUGGUCAUCUCUCCCCUCACUGGUAGCUCGCUCUGCAGUGGCCCGCCGAGGAGACCUCGAUGAAAGAGAGACAAGGUUUUUGUGGCUGCAGUGCCGCACUAGUGCAGCAGACACCUGGUCCCUACUCAAGAGCGCUCGUGAAGUUGCAGUAUCAGAAGACGCCGAGAGUAGUGCCGAGUGGACCUUGAUGGUACUCGAGUACGAGGCAAUGUCAAGAUUGGACGAUUGGACCGGAGCUGCAAAGGCGCUCCAGACUGCUUUGGAGAACAAGAGGGCGCCAGUGAAGGUCGUCGAGACUAUGGCGGACAUUGCUUGGGGCUCGAAGAGCUGCACGGCCCAGCACCUGCAAGAAGUACUGACGGCUGCCUUUGAGAAGAUGAAGGAAGAGAUUAGUAACGAGCCCGACACGCACCGUCUCGCACGCUGGCUACGUGCCCUCCUCGCCACCCUUCUCUGCCAGCCUCACAGUAAUGGCAGUAGCAGUACACCUUAUGCUACCGCUCUGGAGCACCUACAGUUCAUCGCGCACCGUCUGGGCAAGAAGGAGGUGGCACAGAUGUACCCGCCGGACGAGAAGGCUUGGCUGCUCAGCACGGCGUGGGAUGCGGGCAUUGAGUUGUACCACUUGGGAGAGUACACCAGCGCCAAGACCUUCUGCGAAGUGGCCCUCUCCCUGGGUCAGCGCGAGGCUUGCUCGCCCGUCACGCUUGGCCAGAUGAACGUCCAGUACGCGUGAGUUGGCAGGCGGUCGUCGAAGUAGAGUCCAACAAUAGUAGACUCUCCUUGGG
This is a messenger RNA of Microstroma glucosiphilum, 2624 nucleotides long. RefSeq lists its product as hypothetical. NCBI's taxonomy places the organism in Eukaryota, Fungi, Basidiomycota, Exobasidiomycetes, Microstromatales, Microstromataceae. The coding region runs from base 287 to 2572 and encodes 761 amino acids. The transcript is spliced from 5 exons. Gene Ontology annotation, biological process: regulation of synaptonemal complex assembly; meiotic cell cycle. The record is from RefSeq and is a predicted model, not a curated record.